Molecule: messenger RNA, 3659 nt
Organism: Brachypodium distachyon (stiff brome)
Lineage: Eukaryota; Viridiplantae; Streptophyta; Magnoliopsida; Poales; Poaceae
Product: protein FAR-RED ELONGATED HYPOCOTYL 3
Exons: 5
Coding region: 687-1835 (382 amino acids)
Source: RefSeq, a predicted model, not a curated record
UUAUCAACGAACACAAUCAAAAAGGGGCGGGAUCCAAAAUAGAAAAUACACUCUGGUAGAUCGUUUAGUGUUCGGGUGUGUGUGUGAAAUCUGGAGAAAUUAACUAAGAUAAAAAGAGGGGUUUGUAGAGAAUAUUAUUCCACCUAGGAUGGCUACAUCAAGAAAAGAAAUCUGAUACCACACAUCUGAUAUAUAAGUUGAUUAUACAUGUUAUAGCCCCACCUAUUGUUGGCAGUUGCAUGUAUGGCAAAAAAAAGAUAUUGAACAAAAAAGAAAUCCAUGAUAUAUUCCUUCCAAUUCAUUUGAGGUACACUGACGAGAUAGAUCAAUAUGAGGUGGACCUUGCAAAUGGAGACUUCCAAAUGGCAUCGACAGGAUGGAUAACAAAUAGUUCUUCGAUGCAGCAGGUUAUAAAUCCAGAGAGGAAUUCGGCGCUGGAUAAUAUGAAUGAAGCACAGAAAAAUCCAGAAAGUCACCGUGGGCAGCGUCAGGGGAUCAUUCAUUGGGGGACAACGGGGGGAGGUCACAUAAUGUCAAAUCAGGAGGCUCACCUGCAGAUGACACUGUCACAAGAGAAGACAUAUACACAAAUUAUGCAAGAGAUGAGUCAGAGGAAUAUGGCGACGCUGGUGCUGCUGAAAAUGAACGAAUGGGUGCAUUCACAAGGUUGCUGACUGGUCAAUACGAUGACAUGGCUAUUGGCUGAUCACAAUUUUUCAGAAUAUAUUGACGAUCAUUCAUUCUACAUCACAAGUGAUAGAAACAUCAAUAUAAAUCAUCUGGAGCAGGAAGAGCUUGAGAAUAUGUAUAACAUGCAAAAUCAGAUUAGCGUGCCAGAAACUUUGGCGGAAAAGCAUGUGGAAGAUCACGGUGACUGGAUGCAGAGCGAUGAGCCUGAGAAUAUUUUGAACCCAGAUGAAUUAGAAGCAGAAGCAGGAGAUAUUCCGAGCAUGGACACUGAAAAUGCAGAGAACAAUAACGAAAGAAAUCCAGAAACAGACCCUGAAGGAAACAAAGAACCGCUGACACAGGAAGAAGUCAUUGAGUUCAUACAGAGCUCACAGCAGCUAGGACAGGGAGGGGCUGCCCAGGAGAUAGAACAUAUGCACAUGCCUGAGCUAGGGAUGGUUUUCAAAACAGAGGAAGAGGGGCACAAGUUUUACAACAACUAUGCAAUGAAAGUUGGUUUCUCGACAGCUAUUGCACACAAAUACCAUUCAAGGAAUAAAACGCAUAUGGGCAAGGUGACAAGAGUCACAAUUACGUGCAACAAGGCUGGAAAGCCAACUGAAGAGGACAUGGAAGCAAACAAAGAGGCAGCACAAAGGGGAGAAGGCCUGGGAAAAAAUAAACCAGCAAAGAGAAGGGUGAGGAAAACAAAGGAAGGAACAAAUGACGAAAGAAAUGUACUGAUGAGGAGAACAAACACGGUGGUGCUAACUGCAUGCCCCGCAACAAUGGUUGUAGCAUACAUAGAUGAUGUAUGGAAGAUAACAAGACUAGACUUAACUCAUAAUCAUGAGCUGCACCCCCCUGGUGAGGCAAGGUUUUUGAGAUCGCACAAGAACAUGACGCUAGAAGAAAAGUUGAUGAUCAGAACAUGUAGCGCAUGCAAACUACCAACCAGGAAAAUAAUGGCAAUAUUGGCUUACAUGAGAGGGGGCCUGUCAUCACUUCCAUACACGAAGAAGGAUGUGAGUAAUAUAAGGACAUCAAUAAGAACAGAAUCAGGCAGAAGUGACAUGAUGAAAGUGCUGGAGUACUUCUUGAAAAAGAAAGAAAAGAUGCAACUUUCUUUUACAAAAUUGACUCGGAUGAAGAGGGCAGAGUUUUGAAUAUAUUCUGGUCAGAUGGAUACAGCAGGAGGUUGUAUAAGGACUGUGGAGAUUUGGUUAGUUUCGACACAACAUAUAGAACUAACAAGUACAAUCUUCCUUUCGCACCUAUUGUUGGAAUCACAUCGCAUGGGGACAACUGUUUGUUUGGCUGUGAGUUCCUCCAAAAUGAGACAGCAGACACAUUCGUAUGGUUGUUCAAAACCUUGCUUGAGUGUAUGGAUGGAAAAGAGCCAGUAAGUAUAAUAACAGACCAAGAUGCAGCUAUGAGGAUGGCAAUAAAGGAAGUUCUCCCCAAUACAAAUCACAGAAAUUGUCUAUUCCACAUAAUGAAGAAAGCCCAUGAGAAGGCAGUGAGAACAUUUGCAACUAAUCCAACUUUGCAUGAUGAUUUCAUGGAUGUAGUGCACAGCGCGCUAACUAUCCCGGAAUUCGAGAGGCCUUGGCCUCAAAUGAUUCACAGAUACAAGUUGGAAGAUAUUGCUUAGUUCAAAAUAAUGUGGGCAAACAGAUGGAGAUUUGUUCCGGUAUAUUUCAAACAAUGCUUCUACCCAUUUGUGCAAACAACGGCGCGAAGUGAGGGAACUAAUGCAGUAUUCAAAGACAAUGUGUCAUGCACAUACUCGGUUAGCAGCUUCCUAGAUGAAUACGAUAGAAUCGGAGAAGCAAUACAAGAGAAUCAGAAGAAUCAUGACUCCGUGACGAGAAGAACAAAAGCAACACUUUCUAGUGGAUAUCAUUUUGAACUGCAGGCAGCAAGGCUGUACAACAGGGCCAUAUUUUUCAAAUUUCAGAAGGAAGUGAUCUAUUUGACAAGGUUCAAUGUUGAGGAAACAAUACCUAAUAGAAGCUACUCAGUUUAUAAGUCGGAAACACACGCAUCAAGAGAAUUCAGAACAAGAAGAUAUGUAGUUACACUGAACUUACCAAAUUCAAAAUUUUCCUGCAUAUGCUGCAAAUUCCAGAAGGAUGGCUUGUUGUGUGCCCAUGUCCUCCGAGUGCUUGUACAUCUGAACAUCACAGAACUGCCUGAGAAAUAUUUCAUUGACAGAUGGAGACCAAAGGACAAAAAAAUUAAACGAAAUAUCACAAAUGACAUACCCGCAGAGUUCACUGGAGAUAAUAGCCAGAUGAGAUACAACAUCAUCAUGACAAAGAUGACAGGGCAUCAAAAGCUGUGAAGAAUGUGGAUAAAUAUGCAUACCUGCUAAAGAAGAUGGAGAAAAUAAAUUCAAAGAUGCAACUCGUGGGGAUAACUGAAACUGAAACAAGCAUGCAUAGUGAGGGGAGUCACACAAUGCCAAAUCAGCAGCAAGAAACAAGUGAGAGUGUGCAGCUGAAGGACCCUUUGGUGGGUACACCAAAAGGGAGGUCGGCUGAUAAACAUAAAGGACCAUACACAAAAUCCAAAAAACACAAGAAACGAAAACACAAGAACAAAACCAAAAAAUACAUACAGCUGAUAUCACCUUGUUUUUGCCACCUCGGUGGCUGCAGAUCCGGGAAAGCUGAAGAGGGCAACGGGGGAUGGAGAUUCAUUGACAAAGAAAGGUGCAAGGACAACUGAGCCAGCAAACAGUAGGCAGCAAACAUAUCAUACUGCACCGCGCGGAUAACCCUGAAGCAAAAGGCAGCAAGAAUAAAAUGAAAACGGGGGCAAGAAGAAGAGGAAGAACAGGAAAAGAACAAACCAGAGGAAAGGUGGAAGUGCAUACAACAUACUUGUAAUAGGCAUUGAUAUGUACACAUGUUGAUGUUUUGUUUGAACCCUCCGUAAUUCUAUAACUUUGAUUGAAAUUAGUACUACGAUAUAGAAGAACAAAA